Molecule: messenger RNA, 2539 nt
Organism: Chlorocebus sabaeus (green monkey)
Lineage: Eukaryota; Metazoa; Chordata; Mammalia; Primates; Cercopithecidae
Gene: RHOT2
Product: ras homolog family member T2
Biological process (GO): mitochondrion organization
Cellular component (GO): mitochondrial outer membrane
Molecular function (GO): GTPase activity; GTP binding; calcium ion binding
Source: RefSeq, a predicted model, not a curated record
AGAGCGAAAGCCUGAGGACCCGGUCGGGGCCGGGUUCCGGGUCCGGGAGCGGCAGCCAUGAGGCGGGACGUGCGCAUCCUGUUACUGGGCGAGGCCCAGGUGGGGAAGACGUCGCUGAUCCUGUCCCUGGUGGGCGAGGAGUUCCCCGAGGAGGUCCCUCCCCGCGCGGAGGAGAUCACGAUCCCCGCGGACGUCACCCCGGAGAAGGUGCCCACUCACAUCGUGGACUACUCAGAAGCCGAGCAGACGGAUGAGGAGCUGCGGGAGGAGAUCCACAAGGCAAACGUGGUGUGCGUGGUGUACGACGUUUCUGAGGAGGCCACCAUUGAGAAGAUUCGAACUAAGUGGAUUCCACUGGUGAAUGGGGGGACCACGCGGGGGCCCAGGGUGCCCAUCAUCCUAGUGGGCAACAAGUCAGAUCUGCGGGCAGGGAGCUCCAUGGAGGCCGUGCUCCCCAUCAUGAGCCAGUUUCCUGAGAUUGAGACCUGCGUGGAGUGUUCAGCCAAGAACCUGAGGAACAUCUCAGAGCUGUUCUACUAUGCCCAGAAGGCUGUCCUGCACCCCACAGCCCCCCUCUAUGACCCUGAGACCAAGCAGGUGUGCCCCUGCCCCACCCUCGGUGCCCAGCCCCCUCGAUCCUCCGCUGCUGUUAGUGACCAGAACAGGCCGUCUCCGGGUAACUGGCUGACUCCCAGCAACGUUCUCUCGGAGGCAGAAAUCCUGCUUCGGGCACCCCCUGGCCCCGCAGGCCCUGGAGGACGUGAAGACGGUGGUGUGCAGGAACGUAGCGGGCGGCGUGUGGGAGGACCGGCUGACCCUGGAUGGUGAGGCCGGGUGCCCACCUGCGCCUGGGGAGUGUGGGGAGGGUGCUGUGCCUGGUGCUCCCCCUGCUCUGUCUCGGUGCAGGUUUCCUCUUCCUGAACACGCUCUUCAUCCAGCGUGGCCGGCACGAGACCACAUGGACCAUCCUGCGGAGCUUCGGCUACAGCGACACACUGGAGCUGACAGCCGACUAUCUCUUCCCUCCGCUCCACGUGCCCCCCGGCUGCAGCACUGAGCUCAACCACCUUGGCUACCAGUUUGUGCAGAGGGUGUUUGAGAAGCACGACCAGGACCGCGACGGCGCCCUCUCGCCCACGGAGCUGCAGAGCCUCUUCAGUGUGUUCCCAGCAGCCCCCUGGGGCCCUGAGCUCCCGCGCACAGUCCGCACAGAGGCCGGCCGGCUGCCGCUGCACGGAUACCUCUGCCAGUGGACCCUGGUGACCUACCUGGACGUCCGGAGCUGCCUCGGACACCUGGGCUACCUGGGUUACCCCACCCUCUGUGAUCAGGACUCGCAGACUCGUGCCAUCACAGUCACCCGUGAGAAGAGGCUGGACCAGGAGAAGGGACAGACGCUGCGGAGUGUUCUCCUCUGCAAGGUGGUGGGGGCCCGUGGAGUGGGCAAGUCUGCCUUCCUGCAGGCCUUCCUCGGCCACAGCCUGGGGCACCAGGACACGAGGGAGCAGCCUCCCGGCUACACCAUCGACACGGUGCAGGUCAACGGACAGGAGAAGUACUUGAUCCUGUGUGAGGUGGGCACAGAUGAUCUGGCCACAUCGCUGGACGCCGCCUGUGAUGUUGCCUGCUUGAUGUUUGAUGGCAGUGACCCAAAGUCCUUUGCACAUUGUGCCAGCGUCUACAAGCACCAUUACAUGGACGGGCAGACCCCCUGCCUCUUCGUCUCCUCCAAGGCUGACCUGCCCGAAGGUGGUGUGCUGGUUGGCCCAUCGCCAGCCGAGUUUUGCCGCAAGCACCGGCUACCAGCUCCCGUGCCAUUCUCCUGUGCUGGCCCAGCUGAGCCCAGCACUGCCAUCUUCACCCAGCUUGCCACCAUGGCCACCUUCCCACAUUUGGUCCAUGCAGAGCUGCGUCCCUCUUCCUUCUGGCUCCGGGGCCUGCUGGGGGUUCUCGGGGCCGCCAUGGCCGCAGUCCUCAGCUUCUCGCUCUACAGGGUCCUGGUGAAGAGCCAGUGAGGCCCCUGGUACCUAAGUCCCCUCCCCUGAUGGUGUGGCCCACUGCUGGGGCUCUGCAGGGGCCUCACAGUUGGGGUGCAGGCCGGGCUGCCACUCUGGGAAUGCCCUUCUGCCCGGACUUUUUGUUUCUGAAGGCAGUCGGUCUGCAGCAGGGCCUCAGGCUGCCAUGCACUGUCCUGGCUCCUGCCAGACCCCCAGGGUGGGCCGUGGCAGGUGGCUGAGCAGGAGCUCCCGAGUGCUGGCCACCGCUGUCAGGGGUUGCCCACCUCUGGGCAUCAUGUGUGUUGGGCUGGGGAGCACAGGUGUGGGAGCCGGUGACCCCAGACCUGGAAUUCUCAGGGCUCUAACCCCCUUUCCUGGUCCUGGGUGGCCAGUGGGUGUGAGGAGGGCUGGAAGGCGGAGCUUUGGGCCAAAAGCAGGCAUUGGGGGGUUCCCCCAUCAAGUUUGGAGCUAUUUCUGUGAUUGCAGCAGGGACUGGAGGUUGGGUUCCUGAUUAAACUUCACUGUGUCUUUUCCAUCUGGGA